Molecule: messenger RNA, 2908 nt
Organism: Bemisia tabaci
Lineage: Eukaryota; Metazoa; Arthropoda; Insecta; Hemiptera; Aleyrodidae
Product: maltase 2
Biological process (GO): carbohydrate metabolic process
Source: RefSeq, a predicted model, not a curated record
GCAUACUUAUGUACAUUCAUAAAUCGGAAGGAGGUCAUAAGGGGAGCAAGUAAAUCCUGCAUGGCCUACCGUUGUCACCCAUUUUCUAUGAACUGUGAAACGGCUUAAGUAUUUACCUUUGCGGUUUGCGAACCGCAUCAUUGACAAGGUGCUAAUCGAUUUUAAUGUGGUCGCUGCUCAUUAACUCUAUUAUUUAGUGUAUGCGCCCUCUUAGGCAUAUGUAAAUAGAUCUGUACCCCUAAUGAUAGUUUUAAAUUAUUUCAUAAUCGAUCUCUAUUACAAAAUGCACAAGUUCACAUUGUUUUUGGCCAUUUUUGGGUACGUGUUGGAUUUUAGUGAAGUUUUCGCAUUAAAAUAUCCGCCUUUGGACUGGUGGCAAAAAGGAGUCUUCUAUCAAAUAUACCCGCGAUCUUUCAAGGACAGCAACGCUGACGGCAUUGGCGAUUUACGAGGUGUCGCAGAAAAGGUUUGGUAUCUGAAAGAUAUCGGAAUAACAGCUGUAUGGCUCAACCCAAUCUUUGAAUCACCACUCGUGGAUUUCGGCUACGAUAUCUCGAACUACACCAGAAUCGAUCCUGAUUUCGGAACCGUCGAAGACCUAGAAUACUUGAAAGAUGCUCUUCACAGAGGAGGAAUAAAGCUGUUGCUUGAUUUUGUUCCAAACCACACUAGCGACCGCCACUUGUGGUUUCGAAAGUCUGUCGCCAGGGAAGAACCUUAUACAAAUUUCUACGUUUGGAAAGAUGGCAAAGUCGUCAAUGGUCAGCGCUUGCCCCCAAAUAAUUGGCGGAGUCAGUUUGCCGGAUCUGCGUGGACUUGGAAUGAAGAGAGACAGCAAUAUUUCUAUCAUCAGUUCCAUACUAAACAGCCAGAUUUGAAUUACAACUGUAAAGAGCUAGUCAGAGAAAUGAUCUCAACGUUAAAAUUUUGGUUGGAUCGAGGCGUGGAUGGCUUUCGUAUGGAUGCUGUGACGUACAUGUACGAAGACCCGAACUGGGCGGAUGAGGAAUUGCUGAAUUCGAACCUAGACCCCGAGGACUACUGGUCCUACAACCACUCAGCCACCAUGGACCAGCCGCAGACGUACAGAAUGAUUACAACUUUCAGGGAAAUUCUCGACGAUUAUACAAGAAAAGACGGUCAGACAAGAGUUAUGUUAACGGAGGCAUACACGAGCCUGGAUAAAACAAUGCAGUAUUACAAAUUUGGAGACAAACCAGGAGCGCACAUGCCUUUUAAUUUCUUGUUCAUCACAGUAAUCGACGGUAUGUCUCCAGCCAAAGAAUAUCAAAAAGUCAUCCAAGCAUGGAUGAGGAACAUGCCCGAGGGAGGUUGGGCAAAUUGGGUGAUCAGCAAUCACGACAACCAUCGUCUGGCGUCGCGGUACGGGACCGACUUGGUGGAUGGACUGAACAUGAUGGGCCUGCUUCUCCCCGGUUCGGGUAUCACCUACUACGGCGACGAGAUAGGCAUGGAAGACACCAAUGUCAGGUUUGACGAGGGAGUUGACCCGCAGGCUUGUGACCUCGGCCCCGAGAAGUACGGCCUCUACACCCGCGACCCAGAGAGGACACCCUUCCAAUGGGACACCUCCUUAAACGCAGGAUUUUCUGCCAGUUUGAAAACAUGGUUACCGAUUAACUCAAAUUACUGGCGCUUGAAUUUGAAAGCACAGAUACACUCGGAAGGCAACAGCCAUUACAAAGUUUACAAACGUUUGAUGGACCUCAGAAAAACCGACACGAUGAUGUAUGGUAGCCUAGAGACUCAUGUCCUCUCAAAAUGGGUUUUCUCUUUUGCAAGGCACCUGAAUGGUACUGACACUUACGUGAUAGUGAUCAAUUUGGGGAGUGAGACUGCGCCAAUUGACCUGUCCGCUUUUAUGAGUGAUUUACCAGAAAAAAUGAAAGUUCAUACGGGCAGUAUCAACAGUCGUCAUAUGCCCGGUGAGAAUGUGAACACCGCUGAGUUUUUCCUGCGACCUAAGGCCUCUCUGAUACUGACGACUGCUUCAGAAGUGCCGUCUCCAGGCUACAAGAACCCCUCAGCAGCAGCAACAUCCAGCUUGUCUACCGCACUCGCUCUUUUUUCACUGUUCCUGUACUGUAAAUAUUCCCUGUAAAAUUGCCAAUUCGUUGAUACUCUUACUGAAACGAAAUUCAGUAGAUUUGAGACUUGUGCGUCAAUACCACGAUAUUGAGCAGGACAAGCAAAUAGCGUUUUACAUCAAAUUGAUGGAUUUCUAUGUGGUAAAUACUGAAAUAGGGAAAUAUUUACUGUUUAUUUAUGAAUACAAUAUAAAAAUUUCAACCAUUAUUGGUUUGAAAUUAUGAAAUCGUUGAGCGACCGUAAGAGUGUCAUGACUACGCUGCGUGAAACUAUGGAUUGAAAAAUUGACCAGCCUCCUUCCUCAAUAUUAAACUCAAUCAAAAUUGAUUUGCAUUUAUGUAAAAACGAAGAAAAAAAUAUACUUGUUUCAUGAUGUAGCGUAUACAUUACAAUAUCUCUACCAAAAAAAUCUAGAUUUCCUUGAACAUCAAGUUCAAAAGGCAAAAACAUUUUGAAGAUGCGGCUGAUAACAACAUGAACUGCGAACUUGUUCCAUUCUAAAUAAUGAGCUAUUUGGAAAAUUUGACUGUCUCGUUUUGAAACGAGAAUUAAAAAUUGUCAGUAUAGUACUAAUAAUUUAAUUUCUUUGUAUUAUUCCUUCUUCCUCAAAUUCGACCUCCCAGAAUCAAAUUAUAGCAAUAUCAGCCUCCCAUUGAAAUUAAAUCUAUGUAAACUAAUGAUAUUUAUAUGGUCAAAUAGUAUUUUUUCUAACUCGCGUCAGUAAAUAUGAUAUUCUUUGUAUACAUUGUACAUUUGUAAUUAUGCUUAUAAAUACACGAAUCGUUGUUUUGUUUUCAAA